ACGUGCACACGUACCAUGUCUUCGGGACGAAUCAGCGCGGGAUCACAGGCCUGGCUCAAAACGUCGUAGUGGGACUACUUCUCCGAGACCCCAAAUCUGGUCGGGCCCGGCUGCAUAUCGACGGUACCGAUAACCAUGAACUUAUUUCGCGACAUCACCGUCUCCCACAUGGGCAGGCCAAAUUGCAAGUUAAACCACAACCGAACGAAAGCGCUCACUGCGUGCAACUGAUAGCCAGCGCUAUGUACAGAGGAUGGGGCGUUUUGCGUUUUUUUUUUGCGGGAUGCCUUUCACUUUUGGAAAUUUUUCGUACGGCGUAAGUUCUCGAGCCGGUGUUGUUGUUGUUUUUCCUGCACGCGACUCGAUUGAAAAAUUAUUACCAGAAAGUUUUUCAAGGUUAUGCUUUCGAAAUUCUUGCCUUCACGGGGCCUCGAGUGGGGCGUCGCAUCGGAUCGUGUACGGAUCACGUUCGUCAUCUCGUCCAUUCACAGUUACGCGAACCGUUACACGAUCAGGAUCGUAGCGAUCGUAGCACCAUGACCAACUCACAGAUAUUUACUCCGACCUUGCCCUACGUUGGACGACUGCCUGGCGAGCUACGGUAUGGGGCAAGAAUUAAGUUACGAGGUCACUUCCGUGAACCGGAAAACACCAUCCACAUCAUACUGCAAAAGGAAGCGUUGCUGAAUCCACAGGACGAUCUACCGCUGUACAUAAUGAUUCAUCCCGGCCGGAAGGAAAUCGUCCGUAAUCAUCUGUGCAGUGAUUGUUCCAGCGGGCAAGUGGAACGUGUCGACAACUGUCCGAUCGAGUGUGGUCAGGAUUUCGAGCUUACGCUAGUGCCUUCCAGUGGUGGUUUCGAAAUUCUGCUCCACGGUUCCCUGCUCCAUACAUUCACCUAUCGUACGCCGCUUGCAACUGCCCGCUAUCUCUUCGUUUCCAGUGGCUGUGUAAUUUUUGCAAUUAACUACGAAAAUUGGAAUGUGACCACGAGUGAACAACCGCACCGGCCACAAACACCAUGUGAGACGUUUAUUUCUUUACACCAUCAGAUAACGAUUGCGACUGUUGGCGAAUCGGUGUGGAGGGACAAUUAUUUUUAUUUCUUUGUUUUUUUUUUUGCAGCAGCACCUCCACUGCAAGCACCCCAACUCUACCCAACAUUGGAAAAUGAACCACAGCAACAGCAGCAGCAACAACAACAGCAUCACCAACAACGAUCGAUACACUUUCAGCAACAACGUGCCCAAAAGAAUCAUCACCAUGGUAACAAUCUCCGGGAGCUUGUACUACAGGUGUUACCCCUUGUGCAACUUGCUGCAUCUCAGCUGCAAGCGAACGAAAACAACACUCCCACCAAUGGUAACGAUGGUAACGGUUUGCGAAUUGCCAAUAACCUUGCACACCUACUGCCACUGUUUCAACCGGCUGUGGAACAACGGCCAAAGCGCAUCAAAACGCAACGAACAAACCGGUGGUCCUUUCCGCGAAUGUGCAAUGCCGAAAUAAUGCCGGCCAUGUUUCUGACAUGUUCGAUGGGCCUGAUGAAACUGUUUCGUUUCCUGACCAUUGCCUUCGUAUUUGGAUACAUUGGUUAUGUAUUUUCAAGAAACACACCCUGGAAUAUAGCAUGGAAAUGAAAAAAAACCAUAAUUACUAACAUAACCACCUCCACCAAUAAGCAUCGCACAUUGUGUACGAUGGCGUACAAUGUCUUGACGUAUACUAAAAUAUUUUUCUAAACAUUAAUAAAAACCUGAUUAUUAUUAACACUAAAAUCAA
Molecule: messenger RNA, 1782 nt
Organism: Anopheles funestus (African malaria mosquito)
Lineage: Eukaryota; Metazoa; Arthropoda; Insecta; Diptera; Culicidae
Exons: 3
Coding region: 537-1640 (367 amino acids)
Molecular function (GO): galactoside binding; carbohydrate binding
Source: RefSeq, a predicted model, not a curated record